Molecule: messenger RNA, 2433 nt
Organism: Capsaspora owczarzaki ATCC 30864
Lineage: Eukaryota; Filasterea; Ministeriida; Capsasporidae
Exons: 1
Coding region: 32-2356 (774 amino acids)
Biological process (GO): protein ubiquitination; ubiquitin-dependent protein catabolic process
Molecular function (GO): ubiquitin protein ligase activity
Source: RefSeq, a predicted model, not a curated record
GUUUGAAACGCCAAAGUUCCAAAUAAACUCAAUGACUGCGACAACAACGGCAUCAACGCUCCAUGAGCAGGUCUUUGGCUACUUUCGCGACGGGUGGAUGAGCGUCGGCGCAUACUCUGUGCUCGCCAUUGUCGUUACAACCGUCUGCCUGCGAUUCCUGCUGCGCGCCGUGAUGCGACGGCUGGCGGCGUUUGUCGCCGACCCAGUCCGCUUUGGCCAGACGCUCCAGACGCUCGCCCGCCUGAUGCUCCAGUCUGUGGCGUGCUGGAUUCUGGCGCUCAACUGGUUCAAGAUGUUUAUUGGCAUGAUCGACGACCGGUUGCCGUUCGCGCUGGUCGCUGCAGAUCCAAUCUCGCGCGCGUUUCUGAACGAGGACGCCAACGUCCAGAACGCGCUGGGACUCUUUUACUCGAUCGUCAUUGCGCUCAUCAUCAAUCUGUGCAUCUCGAUCAGCCUGGCACCGGCGACGCGGCUUUCGCAGGUCAAGAUUAUCAAGACAAUCAUCACGCUCGUCGUUGGCACUCUCUACCUGCCUGCGGCCGACUCGACCAUGGUGCUUUGGUUUGCCGUGCUGCGCUGCGGCCUCGCGUUGAUCCAAAGCUGCCGGUGCGUGGUGGACGAUUUCAACCAGCUGGGAAUGCAGCACACCUACCUCGUCGUGUCGCUGUGGCUGGGCAUGCUGGGCUUCCUGUUCCAAGCAAUCUAUUCCCUCUAUUUUGUCUCGGUGAUGGACAUUCUGAGCUGGGCUACGAUGGCUGAGAUUGGCCACGCCUUCAUCAUUCCGUUCUCCCUGUCGCAAUUCCCAAAGCUCUUUCUCUUUGUGUCCUUGCGGAAUGCCUUUGCAAUGUUUGACAUGGAGCUGAGUCCGCUCGAGUUUAUCUGGAUUGCGGUGGUCAUCCACGCGUCGAGCUUUUUGAUGAAUAUUCUCACGCAAGAUGUCGUCAACGUGAAUGUGCUCGGCCUUCGACCCGACCCGUUCGGCGACGCGGCCCGCCUGUUUCAAGCGGGUGCGCCGCAGCAACACCAACAGCAGCAGAACGGUGGUGCGGCAUUUGAUGGCAACAAUGUGCGCGCGCAGAAUGAGGCCAACCUGCCCGAUCCCAACAUGCUGGCUCGCCUGCAGGCUCAAAUGCUUGGACUCGCGCGACAAGCAGUGGUUGCCAACCACGCUCCGCAACCGCAGCAGCAGCAUCCCAUUCUUGGCAAUCAGCAGAAUGGCAAUCCUGCAGGGGACGACAACCAGCCAGAGCACUUUGACCAUGUGGAAGGAUUUCUGCUGGCGGCAGGCUACAUGCCACCUCCCCGCAACCAAGCACUCCCUCAGCAGCAGCAACAAGAGCCAAUGCCCGGCGUUGCUCCCGUUAUGGUUGGUCCUACGGGCUCCCCGAUCCGAGGCAGCUCGCUCGUGCGUUCAGGGAGCCGUUCGCUUGCUUCUCGGCAACGAAACACGGCUGGCGGCCGAUAUUCACUGCGUCCCAUCGUCCACUCGACUCCAGCGAGCUUUGCUGGGGCUUCCUCUUCGUCCUCUGCGGCAUCCACUUCAAGUCGCCUUGGCACUGUUGUUCACCCCAUUGAUCUUCUCUUGGACGACUACGACAGCGACAGUGACGACGACUUUGAUCAAUCCCAGCAGACACGCAAUCACAGCGCCCUCGUCACAAUGCAAAUGGAGCAGGGAUAUGGAAUGCGAGCGGCAUUGUUCGAUGCCGAGUCAGACGACAGCGACGACGAUCGGGCGAAACCCGAAUCGCUGGAUGAUUGGUCGGAUGCCACUUCCGUUGAUUCCACCGACGACGAAGAUCUCGACGAGCUGUUCACCCCUCACCCCGGCUCUGUCACGCCAAUAUCCCCCUUGAGCGAUCGCACCGCUCGCACCGUGCACUCGCCUGCACGCCAUCCUUCCGACUAUGUCGUGGAGCCCAACGAAACCCUACAACUGCUUCAAGAGGCGCUCCAGCCAUUGCGCGAAAUCCUCAAGGGCGUCGCUGAAGCGCUUCAGCAUGUGCCUUCCGCAUUGGGCGCCAGCGCAGUCCAAAGAAUCGACCCGUCAGGACCCCACGUUGGCCUGGAGGCUGCAGCCAUUGUGGACGACCAGCUCGCCGUGCUUCAGCACAUGAGCUCUCCGAACGACGUGUUGCUUCGCUGGCUCGGAACGACUCUGCUCGAUUUGUACACGGAGCGGCAAGAGCUCGAUCGUUGCAUCGUGUGCCUCGUCAAUCCCCGGCAGUUUACCGUGUUGGACUGUGGCCAUUUCUGCAUCUGCGCCGCGUGUAUACUAGCUGCCGGCCAACGAGGGCUGACCAAUUGUCCAAUGUGUCAACAACCUGCUGUUCGAUUGGUGAAGACGUUUGGGUGAAGUCCCGCCAUUUGUUUCUUUCUUUUUUUUAUUCUGUUCUCUUUGUGCUUAUUCUUUCCUUGCAAAUACACCUUGAU